AUGGUCCCCUAUAACCAGAAACCUCAUGGUGGAGGGAAAAUGGGUGGGUGGAGGGAAGCCCAGAAUUUCUCACCUCACUUGUUGAAUUCCUCCUCGUUUUCUCCAUCCGGGGCCUCGACCACAUCAACCGCACGCUUUAUGUGCUUUAAGCGCUUCGGCAUUGCGCAGUGCUUAUUUCCACAUUUCUGCUCUUCACCUUUCCUUACGCCUCCGCUCGCUGCCUCGCUCCAUCCGCUGCCUGCCAUGGCCUCCCUCACCGUCGUCGCUGCUGCUGCUAUCACGGCUGCCCUGGCCUCGCCCCGAAGCGUGCCCUUCUCGGGCCUGCGCUCCCUCCGCACGCUGUCCUCUGUCGUCGCUUGCCCUCGCCUGGUGCUCGUCUCUCGCCACGCUCGCGUCCUGCCCUGCAUUCGAGCCUCUGCAUCCGAGGAGGACGCAUUCUCGAUCAUCCAGGACAUCAUCGCGGAGCAGCUGGCCUGUGAUAAGAACUCCAUCACGCCCGAUUCCAAGUUCACUGACCUCGGCGCCGACUCCCUGGACACUGUGGAAAUCAUGAUGGCUCUGGAGGAGAGGUUUGACAUCCAAGUGGAGCAGGACAACGCCGACAAGAUUGUGACCGUGGGGAAUGCAGCCGACCUGAUCAAGGAGGUCAUCGCGUCCAAGUAGGGCACAAGUCUUGAUAGUUCUACGUUACUUAUAUUUCCGGCCGACCACCACAACGCCUCCCCCCACUCACACACAUACACACUUGUGGCGUGUCCGACGGCAGUUUCUUUCUUUCUUUCUUUCGGUGGUAAAGCAUUUAGGAUCAGGAGUGGAUUCGAGACACUCGGGUAAUAUUUCAUGCAUAGAGCUGGUUCUCUGCAACGUAGCCUUUGUCAUGUACCGGUAACGUUUUUGUGGAAGUAGUUUUAAGUAAAGGGCCAGUUGAUAUACUCGGCCCAUGAACCAUAGCUGGUGGAUUGUGGCGAGUGUGUGUUCAUCAUCUGACAUGGAAGGGUUUUGGGUCUUGCGUUGGUGAA
Messenger RNA from Physcomitrium patens, 1019 nucleotides. RefSeq names its product acyl carrier protein, chloroplastic. Gene Ontology annotation, biological process: fatty acid biosynthetic process. The record is from RefSeq and is a predicted model, not a curated record. Gene Ontology annotation, molecular function: acyl carrier activity. NCBI's taxonomy places the organism in Eukaryota, Viridiplantae, Streptophyta, Bryopsida, Funariales, Funariaceae.